This is a messenger RNA of Synchiropus splendidus (mandarinfish), 1848 nucleotides long. It is a transcript of the gene sptssb, whose product is annotated as serine palmitoyltransferase, small subunit B. The record is from RefSeq and is a predicted model, not a curated record. Lineage: Eukaryota; Metazoa; Chordata; Actinopteri; Syngnathiformes; Callionymidae. Gene Ontology annotation, biological process: ceramide biosynthetic process; endoplasmic reticulum organization. Gene Ontology annotation, molecular function: serine C-palmitoyltransferase activity. The coding region runs from base 397 to 639 and encodes 80 amino acids. The transcript has 2 exons. Gene Ontology annotation, cellular component: serine palmitoyltransferase complex.
GAGUUAAAGUUGUGGAAAGAAAACUCAGAUAAUAAUCACGAAUCGCUCCCCAAGUGGAAGCCGAACACAGAGGAGGAGUCAAAGAGGGAGCGAAAACUGUCUGAGACCAAGGUGAGAACUCGGUAAUCUCCGUAGAUGUUCGGCAGCGAUCGCGCGACGUUGAAACAGGCCGAGAAAACAUUUGAAUAUCGCAUUUUCCCAAACGUCCAGCAGACAUUUGCCGCAUUCCCACGGAGCAGCCGCUGGUGUGGAGCGCCGCAGCAGCGUCACGCUGCAGCAUCAUGAGUCUGAUGAUGAUGAUGAUGAUGCAGCGGAGGCUGAGGAUGGCUGUGCACCUCAGGACGCUCGGAUAAAAGACCGCGCCACUUCACCUGCACGUGGCGUCCGUGGGCCAGGAUGAACUUCAAGAACCUCCGAGACUACUUGGCCUGGCUGUACUACCAGUACCUCCUCAUCACCGGCAUCUACGUGCUGGAGCCGUGGGAAAAGUCCAUCUUCAACUCCGUCCUCUUCUCGGCCUUCGCCAUGGUGGUCUACACCUCCUACGUCUUCGUGCCCAUCCACGUGCGCCUGGCGCUGGAGUUCUUCUCCGGGAUCUGCGGCGGCCAGCCUGAAAGCACCGUGGCCCUCAUGAACUGAACCCGAGGAGAGGCGGAUCCCACCCUGAUUCUUCUGAACACUGCACCUCAGCCAAUCCAAAUCAAAGCAUCUCAAAGUUCUGGCACCCCCAGCGCCCCUGCUCUCACCCCCCACCCCCCGUACCCAUGGUAUUAGACACACAACUCUGCAUUACUUUCACAUCCCUGCUGUGAAAUGUCUUGUUUAACGUUGUUGGUCCUUGUUUUUGUUUUGUUUCUCUGCUGUACGUGACGCCUAUGACUGCACCUCCCCUGCUGUGCAUGACAGCGUCACAUAUGAAUCACAGUCCAGUGCUCACCUCACUGCUGUCCACACACAUCCAUUUCACAACCACGGUGGCUCAACUUUUAUAGUCUAUACGGAGGGGAAAAUUUUUAUUUCUGUGGUCUAUACAUACAUUUCAGAGCCGUCCAACCCAAAGAACCGCUCCCCUCAGGCAGCCGGUCGAUGACGUUUUGAUCCGCUCAUGGUAUCAGGAGCCAAAAUUCUAAAUCAGAAAUGGCUCCCAGCUAGAACCAUGUUUGUUGCUGAACAGGAAUCGCUUUCGACAGAUCCGUAUCUGCAGUGAAACUUUUAGUUUCAUGCUGGAUUGCCUCAUAAAUCCAUUGUGAAACUCUGUUCAAACAUGGAACAGUAAUGGUUUUUGCUUCCGACCUCCAAGCCCAGACGGCCAUGAUGAGGCAGGGACGGCCUCUCCCUGCCCUUUUAUCUUCAUUCCUUUUUACUGUCGCUCCGACUGCAAGGCAUUCCCAACACUCAGCACGAGCAAAUAUUGAUCCAACACACCUUUGUGUUCUGAGCUGGGCUUUGUUAAUAUCACUGCUUUUCUUAAUCGACCGCCGCUGAACCCAAACUGCGAGAGGUCACAUGCAAAACUCCGCUUCCUAUAGUUGACCUAUAGAGAACCGCUGGUGUCUGCGUGUGAGUCAAGACCAAAACAGUCCGGUGCUUUUGGGUUGGGGCUCGCUAUUACACCCCGGACAUAAUUUAUUUGUAUGAAGUUGUAUAUUUUUACACUCUGGUAAAUGCUUGGCUGGUUACAAUGUCAAUUACCAUACUUGUUUGUGAUUAUUUAUAUCUCUUGUUGCCAUAACCUGUGAUGUUUUCUGCUCCAACGAAAUGCUCUUUUGAUCCACUCCUUACCUUCUUGCUGUGACCCAGGCACCGAAUGAAUGUCAUAAAUGAUGGUGAUCCAAUGAUGUCAGCAAU